AUGUUGGCGCAUGUGACAGCUGCGCGCAAAUGUGAACCUUUCAAAUUCGCGCAAAUUCUUGCAUUCUCGUCUCGAAAGCCUCCAAUUGACCAUGCAGUGUUUCGCUUGCUAUCUCUCGAGGAAGUGUGUUCAAGAUGGGAGAUGUGA
Messenger RNA from Brugia malayi, 147 nucleotides. RefSeq lists its product as uncharacterized. NCBI's taxonomy places the organism in Eukaryota, Metazoa, Nematoda, Chromadorea, Rhabditida, Onchocercidae. The transcript is spliced from 2 exons. The record is from RefSeq and is a predicted model, not a curated record. Bases 1 to 147 code for a protein of 48 amino acids.